This is a messenger RNA of Oncorhynchus tshawytscha (Chinook salmon), 2136 nucleotides long. RefSeq names its product N-alpha-acetyltransferase 30, NatC catalytic subunit (gene naa30). The transcript is spliced from 4 exons. Gene Ontology annotation, molecular function: protein-N-terminal amino-acid acetyltransferase activity. The coding region runs from base 433 to 1101 and encodes 222 amino acids. NCBI's taxonomy places the organism in Eukaryota, Metazoa, Chordata, Actinopteri, Salmoniformes, Salmonidae. The record is from RefSeq and is a predicted model, not a curated record. Gene Ontology annotation, biological process: N-terminal peptidyl-methionine acetylation. Gene Ontology annotation, cellular component: NatC complex.
CAUGUUAUUGAGUUCUGUCGGUGUGUCGCACUAUAAAAACAACUUAAAUUGGAUUUAUAGAUGUCAUAUUCUUCAUUCAAUUAUUUCAUCAUUUUUUAAAAACUUGUUGUUCUUGACAUUACAACAACACUGUUCCUAAGAUUUUAAUCGAAUUUGAGUGUCGUAAAGUUGUUUUUCGCACAGUAAAUGCUUUACGGUAGCAAUAAUUUUGACAGGCAGAAGCUAGCCUAGCAACAAACUUUAGAAGUUAUUAGCUAGCUACAGUACAUUAGUUGGGUUUGCUACAGACAAUACAUUAUAUAAUUUAAAAACAGAUUCGCAACUGGUGGCAACUUUAACCGUGCAAGCGACUUUUUUUUUCUUCCGUUUUAGCUAACAUUAGCUGAUUAAACGCACUGUCUGCAUGCGAACAAUAACGAAAUUAACAACAACAUGCCAACCAUGGGAAUGGCUGAAAUAGAUUCCAGCAGUGUCAACGGGGUGCUAACAUGCAGCAAAGAAGUGGUGGUGAUGGACCGAGACAGGGAAGACCUCGGGACGCUGUGCGCUGAAGAAGAUUUGGUGGCAUCCGCGCUUGCUGCCACUAUCACCUCUCAAGUUAUUGUGGAAGAACUGAGAAGGCUUGGGUUAUGUUCAAACAUAGAGGGAGACGUGGAAUACGUACCAUACGAGUCUGAACUGCAAAUGUCAGACAUCAAAAGGCUUAUUACCAAGGACUUGUCAGAGCCUUAUUCGAUUUAUACAUAUAGGUAUUUCAUUCAUAACUGGCCUCAACUCUGCUUCCUGGCGAUGGUGGACAAGGAUUGUGUUGGUGCCAUUGUGUGCAAACUGGAUAUGCACAAGAAGAUUCACCGUGGCUACAUUGCCAUGUUGGCUGUGGACUCCAGAUACAGGAGGAAAGGAAUUGGUACAUAUCUAGUCAAAAAGGCUAUCUAUGCUAUGGUGGAUGAGGACUGUGAUGAGGUGGUGCUGGAGACUGAGAUCACCAACCAAUCAGCCCAGAAACUGUAUGAGAACCUGGGCUUUGUAAGGGACAAGAGGCUCUUCCAAUACUAUUUAAAUGGAGUGGAUGCUCUACGGCUCAAACUGUGGCUCCGGUAGCAAUACAGUCAGUGUCUCUGGCUCUGAGACCUCUUUCUCCCAGUCUCAGGAACAAACGUCCUCCCUACGAGGGAAACAUCAAAGCGACAUAAAAUCCAGAAAGAUCAGGAAGGAAAAUUGGAGACCGGUACCACAGUUUUCUUUGUUGAAUUGGGAGUACUUGUGGCAUUUUAGUGGCCAGUGGAAAUGAACUGCAAGUAACCACACCCUAGCCCUUGACCUCGACCAAACUAAAUCAAUUACAAACAAAGCAACAGCUUGCCUCUGUCCUUUUAUUUUUUUAUUUAGAGGACUAAAAACAUGGUGAAAACACAAGUUGGGAAGAAGAGUAAGACUAUGCAAACUGAAUGUUUUCAUAAAGCCAUUUAUAAGGGCUAUACAGCCUAAAUGCUUCAGACGUCAUAAGAAAAGAGGAUACCUCUCACUUGAUUCAAGAACUAAAUGCAGCUGUCCCUUGUCUUGUUGUGUGUUCACUGUAGCCCCAGGUGUGUGGUAGCUGGCCAGUUCUACUCUCUCUCUAAUCCCGCUAAGAGCUUCCAUCAGGAUUUUCAUAAAGGUGGAGAGGAUUGCUGCAAUAAGCAAUUUCCUGUUAGGGUAAAAGGAGCCCUGAAGUGCAAUAUAUCUUUUCAAUGUUGAAGGGAAUUGGGGAGCACAAGAGGUCUUCAGUGUGCUUCUCAUUAAACAAAAACUCAGCCCCAAAGAUAAUUUAGAAAAUACAUUAUCUUUGAAGCUAAAUUAAACGGUCAUUGAGGGAAAUUAUUUAGUACCAUUUGUACGUACCCAUUUUUGUCUCUGUACCAUUGUGUCUAGAGGUCUUGAAGACGUGAAACAAUAUGGUCAGAUAUCUUUUAUGGGUCUUCUUUCAAAAGUGUAUCGCAAGACACCUUUCAAUUUAAGAUGGACAAAGUAAUGUAUUUGAAAAUUCAUUGCUGGGAUUUUGUACUUUUUGGUGGUAGUAUUUUGUCUGUCCAUUUUCCAUUGUUUUAGAGAUUAAAAUUGAGUAACAAAAUUAAAGUAACUUUUGGUCCUUGAAAA